GUCAGCUUUGGCUCGGGGCCCGGGUUGGGAAAUUCUGGACUGGAAUGAAAAGAAAAUGCUCCAGCUUCUAAUUCCACUGCUCAUGGCACUCAAGGGACGUGCCCAGGAAACUUCAGAUGAAGUUCAUUGUGGCUACAGACCCAAGUUUUCAAACUCAACUGUGCUACAAACUCACGAACUGUUGAACGUCCAGGAUGGCGAGUUCCCAUGGCAAGUUAGAAAUGACCUUGGAAAACAUCACUGUGGUCAUGGGAUCCAGAACACUCAAGGACUCCCGCCUGGAGAGAAAGCAAGUGCAGAAGAUAAUUAUUCACAAAGAUUAUGAACCACCUCACCUGGACAGCGACCUCUCCCUGUUGCUGCUUGCCACACCAGUACAAUUCAAUAACUUCAAAAUGCCCAUCUGCCUGCAGAAGAAGGAGAAGAUCUGGGGCCGCUGCUGGAUGACAGAGUGGGUGAUGGCUCCUUCAUAUGACCGAAAGGACAACUUCAACAUGUACCUGCAGAAGCUGAGAGUGGUGCAGAUUACCUGGAGAGAUUGCAGCCAGAGGGUAGACCAGCUCUCCAGGAACAUGCUUUGCGCCUGGCAAGAACUGGGCACCAAAGGCAACUGCCAGGGAGACAGUGGGGCACCUAUGGUCUGUACUAUCCACGGAAGCCGGAGGCUCUUCCAAGUGGGUGUGUUCAGUUGGGGCAUACGAUCUGGCUUCAGGGGGAGGCCUGGUAUGUUUGUGUCUGUGGCUCAAUUUCUUCCAUGGAUCCAGGAAGAAACAGAAAAGGAGGGGAAAGCCUACACCUUCUCAGGAACUCAGAGAAGCAGCUCCCUGCAUCGUGUUCUGUGGUACCCCAUAUGGUUUGGCUUGGGGGUCUCAAGUACAGCUUACCAGCAUGUUUACUGGUGAUAAAUCAGGUCACUAAGCUUCAGAUCCAUACUAUCUU
Bubalus bubalis (water buffalo) is the source of this 939-nucleotide messenger RNA. RefSeq names its product serine protease 55. Gene Ontology annotation, molecular function: serine-type endopeptidase activity. The record is from RefSeq and is a predicted model, not a curated record. The transcript has 5 exons. Gene Ontology annotation, biological process: proteolysis. Bases 195 to 902 code for a protein of 235 amino acids. Lineage: Eukaryota; Metazoa; Chordata; Mammalia; Artiodactyla; Bovidae.